This is a messenger RNA of Fusarium poae, 978 nucleotides long. RefSeq lists its product as uncharacterized. The transcript is spliced from 4 exons. Lineage: Eukaryota; Fungi; Ascomycota; Sordariomycetes; Hypocreales; Nectriaceae. The record is from RefSeq and is a predicted model, not a curated record. Bases 1 to 978 code for a protein of 325 amino acids.
AUGCCUUGCCAUCCCGUUGAGCCCCCGUUCGAGGUCCGCGACAUUCCCAGUCUUCGUGGUUAUAUCGCCAUCGUUACUGGCGGAAACUCUGGAAUUGGCUUUGAAACCACUCUCCAGCUCGCCCUCAAGGGUGCCCGUGUCUACAUCGCCAGUCGCUCAAGCGACCGCGUCAACAAGGCCAUCGCAGAAAUGCACAAGAACAGCCCUGAUCUAGACCUCCACUUCCUCAAGCUAGAUCUUCAAGAUCUUCAAAGUAUCAAGGCCACCGCUGCCGACUUUAUGAGCAGAGAAAACCGCCUUGACAUACUCAUCAACAACGCUGGUAUCAUGUCUAGUCCCUGGGAGUUGACCAAAGAUGGACACGAGAUUCAGUGGCAGACUUGCUUCCUUUCGCACCACGCCCUUACUAUGUCAUUGAUGCCCCUUCUCGUGUCAGCCGCUCAAGUCAGUGGACGAAUGGACCGCGUGAGAAUUAUCAAUGUUGCUAGUGACAUGGCCCUCAGAAUGGGACCUGAAGUUAUUAACUACGACGACCCCAACCUCACUGACGAGACCGGAAGACUGGCUCCAUGGAAGAGAUACGGCCACUGCAAGGAAGCCAGCAUCAUCGCUGCCAAAGCCAUCACAGAUCGCUACCAUUCCCUGGGUGUCACAGCAUACUCUAUCCACCCCGGUCUUGUCAAGUCCAACCUUCAGUCUCACAACCCUACUAUGCUGGGUGCCAUGUCCCGCAUGAUGUUCAAGGUCGGACCGUCUUCUACUCCUCUCGAGGGAGCCAUGAACUCGCUCUUCUGCGCCACGAGCCCCAAGGUCUAUGAGCACGCUGGUAGAUACUAUGUCCCAGUUCAGAAGCUCGACGACAGGGCAAACAAGUGGCUUGAUGAUGCGCAGGCUGUCAACAAGUUGUGGGACUUGGCCACAAGACAGUGCAGGGAUCACGGAUUUAUCAUCGACGAUUUGCCAGGUUACUACAAUUAG